GGAUUUGAAAGUCCUGCUGAGUGCCGCAUGGCCAACCAGAAGCCCAACGCUGCAGGGGCGAAGAAGGCAGCGGAUAAAAAGGAAGCCUCAAACGCCCCGCCGGGCCCAAACUCGCCGUGGCAGCAGUACUUCACCCAUGACGGCCACGCGUAUUACUACAACUCGCAAACAGGCGUUACGCAGUGGGAGCGGCCGCCUGAACUGGACAAGCCGCAGCCGUCCGCUGCUGCUGCUGCUGCUGCUGCUGCUGCUGCAGCACGCGCAGCAAGCUCUCGAGAGUCAGGGUCUCAGUUUGGGCCCCCGGGGGCAAAUUUGUUUGUCUUUCACAUUCCCAAUGAUUGGAAUGACGUCGACCUCAUACAGCAUUUCCAACAUUUUGGGGACAUUGUCUCUGCUCGCAUUCAAAGAGACGUGGAGGGGCGCAGCAGGGGCUUUGGCUUUGUUAGCUUUGCUGACCAAACAUCAGCAGUGCAUGCGAUCCGGGGCAUGCAUGGCUUCCUUGUGGGGGGAAAGCAUUUGAAGGUGCAGCUAAAGAAGGGAGAAGACCUGCGGCUGACUCCAGCGCUCAAGGCCAUGCUGCCUAUCUCUCACCAGCCCGGCGGGGCCUUCUAUGGGGGGGGCCCCUCAGUGGGCGGCAUGGGGGGCCUGGGGUCCUCCCCUGCGCGUUAUUCCCCAUAUUAG
This is a messenger RNA of Eimeria tenella, 681 nucleotides long. Its product is annotated as RNA recognition motif domain-containing protein, putative. The transcript is spliced from 6 exons. NCBI's taxonomy places the organism in Eukaryota, Apicomplexa, Conoidasida, Eucoccidiorida, Eimeriidae. Gene Ontology annotation, molecular function: RNA binding; protein binding. The annotation marks the transcript as partial. The record is from RefSeq and is a predicted model, not a curated record.